GUCAUUUGUUCAUUACUUCGUCGUUUUCAAGACCAACUCAACUAUGUGUGGUUAGCUUUGGUUGUUUUGGAGCACGAGUUACAGUUGAUCUAUCCAAAACGUGUUGUUGAUCAGCGAGAGCAGCUAUGCGAGUGUGAAAUUCAUCGGAACACGCUGUCGCGGGUCUUUGGGCUGUGCGAGGUAGAGACCGGCCAGUCCAACAUCAUCCUGGACAUCGAGGAGAGCCGCGGCACAGGCAUGGGCCAGGCGACGACGCCGGCCGAGCUGCCGGUGGUGGGCGACCCGUUCACGGAGGUGGCGCUGGACCUGACGUUCCCGCGCGGCGCGCCGCUCUUCCUGCUCAACGGCAAGCGCCUGCAGCUGCUGCGCCCGCUGGACCGCGACGCCGACAACCUGUCGCACCUCGUCUUCCAGCUCGUCUGCACCGUGCGAGCGACCAGCAAGAAGCGCACCAUCCCCGUGAUCGUGCGAGUGUCUGACGUCAACGACAACGCUCCCGAAUUCAUCGACGCGCCGUACCGCGCGCAAGUGUCAGAGAACCAGUUUUUAUUGCUCUAUUCUUUACCUCUUCCUUAUAGACCCUUAAAACAACUAAUGCUUGUUUUGACACCUCAUUACUCAAUGAAUAUGUGCAUAUAUAUGAAACCAAAAUAUAAAACAAGUUUUGAA
Molecule: messenger RNA, 669 nt
Organism: Gryllus bimaculatus (two-spotted cricket)
Lineage: Eukaryota; Metazoa; Arthropoda; Insecta; Orthoptera; Gryllidae
Source: the annotation of a GenBank genome assembly